Molecule: messenger RNA, 1848 nt
Organism: Musa acuminata AAA Group (dessert banana)
Lineage: Eukaryota; Viridiplantae; Streptophyta; Magnoliopsida; Zingiberales; Musaceae
Product: cysteine synthase-like
Exons: 7
Coding region: 703-1560 (285 amino acids)
Cellular component (GO): cytoplasm
Molecular function (GO): cysteine synthase activity
Source: RefSeq, a predicted model, not a curated record
CCACUUCCCUCUCCUCUCCGUCACCGUUUCUUGCUCCGACUCGUCUUCCUCUGUUCGGUUCUGGGCUUCACUGGGAGCUUUGAGCUCCUUUUGCUGCCCUUUUCCUGAUUUUUAGAUGCCUUUUGCUCUCCAAAGUUGGUUGCUUUAUGUGAAGCACAAAUUUGGUCCCAAAGAUUCAAUCGCGACGGUCGGUGGGUUCGAUCCCAACCCUUCUCACCAUCAACCCUAACGCAUGGGGUUCUCCAAUAGGAUCUUGGAAACUAUUAUUCGCUAGUGAAGUCGACACAAUGAAUCACGUUUGUGUAAAAGAAGGUUCUUUUCUUGACUUCGAUUUUCUCCAGCAAAAAGAAAAAAAAAAGAUUGGACUUAAAUAUACUUUUCUUGACUAAUUACUUAAAGAUCCUGGCAUAAUUACUUGUGGCCUUGGAUAAUAUUUGUGAAAAAGAAGGUUAUUUUCUUGACUUCAAUUUUCUCCAGCAAAAAGAAAAAAAGAUGACACAAUGAAUCAGGUUGGACUUUGAGAAGUUUCCACUUUUCAGUUAAUACAAGGGUAUAUGCAAUAUGGCAUUUCUGAUAUCGAGGUUGGUUUAAGAAAGAAAAACUGCUUGCUUGGUGCCUCACAAGCUUAUAGGUUGGACGCCACUUAUAGAAUUGAAAAUAAUUGUGGAAAAAGAGGAAAUAAAUGUAAGAUUGAUUGCCAAGAUGGAAGCAUACCAACCCCUUUCCUCUGUGAAAGACCGAAGUGCUCUCAGAAUGAUAGAAGAUGCAGAGGAGAAGGGCCUGAUAACACCUGGAAUUACAACGUUGGUGGAGCCCACAAGUGGAAAUCUUGGAAUUGGUUUGGUGUACAUAGCUCUUCGGAAAGGUUACAAGUUCAUUGCAGUUAUGCCAGGUCAUUAUUCAAUGGACAAAAGGAUCCUAUUGAGAUAUUUGGGUGCUGAAGUGUCACUGACUGAUCCGAAAUUAGGCUUUCAGGGAUUGGUUGACAGAAUAGAGCAACUGAAGGAGAAAAUACCAAAUGUGCAUGUGCUUGAUCAGUUCACCAAUCCAGCGAAUCCCGAGGCACAUUUCACUGGAACUGGACCGGAAAUAUGGAAAGAUACAGCGGGCAAGGUAGAUAUUUUUGUAUCUGGUCCUGGCUCGGGUGGUACUAUCACUGGUGUUGCCAAGUAUCUCAAGAUGAAAAAUAAAGAUUUGAAAAUCAUUUGUGUUGAACCUACAGAGAGUGCAGUUAUUUCAGGUGGAAAUCCAGGCUCACAUAAUAUUCAGGGGAUAGGAGCAGGUUUUAUUCCAAAGAACCUGGAUACAUCUUACAUCGACGAGGUUAUCACUGUGUCCACUGAAGAGGCAAUGACACAGGCAAGAAGACUGGCAAUUGAAGAAGGAUUACUUGUUGGUAUAUCUUCAGGAGCCAAUUUAGCAGCAUGCCUAAAGAUCGCUCGUAGAGCAGAGAAUGAGGGCAAGAUGAUUGUCACAAUAUUCCCUAGUGGUGGGGAAAGAUAUAUGAGCACAGACCUAUUCGACAAAGUGAGAGAAGAAUGCAUGAAUAUGACUUACUGAAGGAUGGAUUCUUUCAGUAAAUUGUAAAGACAUCUACAGAUAUGUUGUAUCCUACACCAGUUUUUGUUUGAAGCAUGAUACUGAUAUACAACUCCAGUAGUAAGUUCAUACUUCCCCUAAUCUCUGUAUUGUGUGUUUCCAUGGUUGUACCUAGGAUUCGAUAUUACAUAUAUGAUUGGCAACAGGUAACAAGUGUCAGAUGAUGUCCUCAAACCAACUCCCAGCAUACAUCAUAUCAAUGUAAGUCUCUAAGAAUCUGAUUAUGAAAGAAUAUGUUGUAGUUUGUCA